Messenger RNA from Acanthaster planci (crown-of-thorns starfish), 5153 nucleotides. RefSeq names its product prominin-1-A-like. Gene Ontology annotation, cellular component: prominosome; cell surface; cilium. The record is from RefSeq and is a predicted model, not a curated record. Gene Ontology annotation, molecular function: cholesterol binding. NCBI's taxonomy places the organism in Eukaryota, Metazoa, Echinodermata, Asteroidea, Valvatida, Acanthasteridae.
UGCACAUUUGUGUGUUUAACGUCAUACAUGUAGUGUAUGGAAUAUUGAUCAAGUGCAUUUUUAACGCCUAUCUGAAUUCACUCGUAGCGGUUACAUGUAUACGUGAAGUGCUUGCCAUCCAUUGAUUCAGAGGAUACGGUGAACAGGACCAAGUGUUCAGUACAGCUGGAUUGUAACAUAGAUCAUUGACGUUUCAGUUUUUUAGUAGGGUACUAUUACAGGUCAAACAUGGGAGCUGCCUGAAAGUGUACAGACUGAGGUUGAAAAUUACUGAAGCAAUUGAAAUUUGGUGUGUAAAUGGGCACACUCAAUGUGCAUAUUUUUAAAAUCACCCAUCAUUAUUAAAAGCAGCGGGUUAUAAUUCAAAGGAAACAACCAGGGCACGUCUCUCUACUAGAAAAGAACCAUCGGUACAUCAACUUGACAGUGACACCUUUGAUCUGUAGGGCAACUAACCCAUCAGCUUGUAGUCAGACCAACUCAACAUUUGUCAAAGGAGUGCCAGGGAACAAAUCAUGGCAGUGCCAUCGCAUCACAACCUGUUUUUGGUGCUCUGCACUUUCGCUGUGUUAGUCACAGUUUCGUCGUCCCAACAGUGCACGACGAACCCCGACGGUGAGAUUGUAUGGGGAAGCCUCCCGACGAUCGGACCGCCCAAGUCGAGUCUGGACUACGAAACAGAUGACCAGCGACGGGGCACCCUCAGUGAUAUGGCCCGGGGAUUUGUCAACUUGGUGACACCACCAGAAACAGUGAGCGAAAUGUUAGAUUAUGUGUCAAAGACACUCGAAGCAGUUUUCAACAAUAAUUUUGUGCCGGACCCUUGGCCAAUGUUUCAGGAGAUUGCAGCCCUGUUGGUGGGCAUCAUCGUCUGCCUCUCAGUGGGCCUGGCUUACAUCCUCCUUGUACUCAUCAUCGGCCCCAUCUUUGGCUGCUGCCGCUGCUGCAACAAUUGUGGCGGGAAGCGGGUGCAGGCGGAGUCGGGCUGCCCGGGCUGCCUACGCGUCUUUUACACCAUACUCCUGCUGUGCGUCACAGGUGUGCUAUGUGCCGGCAUGGCCUUCACCAACUUCUCCAAUGACUUCAUCAGCUACGCCUACACGACCACCGAAUCGUCUGCCCAGGCUGUCAUCGGAGAUGUGCAGGCCUUCGCCACGGAUGCCGUGAAGCAAAUGGAGUUCGUUACGGACAAUGAGUUUGGCACAGUCGACUGUCUUAUCAGACGCGACAUUGCGAAUAUUGGGGAUGAGAUUGCAGACCCUCUGUUGGAGUACCUCAAGAAAGAUGCUGGUGUGCAGGUCGCAAUGGAUUCUUUCACUGACCUCACGUCAGAUUUAAAUGAAGUGUAUAUGUCUUUGGCGAGUAUUAAUUCAUCUCGGACCGAGGUGAUCGAUGGAACAGCUCGGGUGAAAGGGUUAUUGGAAGGAGUGAAGGCUGAUUUAACUGCCCUAACUUGUAACAGCUGCCCUUCUUAUUCAGACCUGGAUAAAGUGAAUGACUAUUCAUUGCUUCCUGAUUUCAGUAGCCAGGUCGAGCAAGCCUCACUUGCCAAGAAUACCGCUGAAGUUUUCUACACUGACUUUAACCACACCCUUAACAACAUCUCCACCUUGAUUGACGACUCGGCGAGCUCGGCAGUUACCGAAGUGGAAAAACUGUUGAACGAUACCAAGCAGACAGUUGACAGUGCCUUUGACAGCAUUGUACAGCAAGUGGCACAGGUCAAUCAAAGUCUGGAAGAGGUAAAACAAGAUAUCAACAACUUUUUUGACACAGUGAAUCAGUAUUGGGACUACAGGUACUAUGGCCUCAUUGCUGUGACCUGCCUGACUCUGUUGAUUGUGCUGUUCAACGUUAUCGGCAUUGCCAUGGGAACCUUUGCCUACAAGGAUGUGUUGCCCACCGAACGGUCGCGCAUGUCCAAUGCAGCAGGGAAUGUUCUGAUAGCGGGAGUGUUCUUCUCAAUCCUGUUUGGCCUGAUCCUCAUGCUGAUUUGCUUCUUGGGAUUUGCUGUGGCUGGGACGGCCACGUUGAGCUGUGAACCGCUUAAGACCUACGAGGCACUUGAGAAGACUAUUGACAAGCCAGGUUUCCUUGGCCCUGGCUAUUUCUUGGGUGAAACCCUCUUCGGCAACUCGUCCGUGGAGCUGACGUUGUCCUCGAUCCUGACGGAGUGCGAGCAGAAUGAGGCCCUCUACGCUGCCAUGGACCUCUCCUACCUCUUCUCCCUGGACAGCUUUGUGGAUGAAUUGAACAAAGGAAAAGAUGGAGUUUUGGAUCAGUUGAAGAAUGCCAUUGACAUUCCAACUUUGGACUUGGUGCCUGACAACCUGCAGAAUGAUCUAGAUUCUGCAUUAAAUGCCAUCAACCUAGGGAGUAUAGAUCCUGCUGCUAUUGAGACAUUGAUGAAUUCAUCUGUGACAGUGACAAACCUGAAAGAGUUUGCUGAAGGCCUUAGGAAUGCAGCUUCCAACCCUUCAAACAACGCCACUGAACUGAACAGAUUAGCAGAUGAAGUGGACCAGAUCCAGGCACAGGUGGAAGGCAUCAAUGCCCACAAAGCCCGCAUUGUUGAAAAUGCUUACAGGUUAUCUGACCUUAACGCAACCCUUCCUGGGAGCAUCACCAAAACUGUCGCUGCAUCACAGGCCGCCGAGACAAAGGUCAACUUGCCUGCCACCGAAGAAAAAGUCCAAAAUAUCACGGUGGACUAUGUGAAUCAGGUGUUUGGCUAUGCAGACCAGUAUGUCGAGAAAGUCGGUACACAGCUGAAUGAGGACAUAGCCAAGUGUCAACCGGUCUGGCAAAUAUACCACACAGCCCAGAGCUUGGCUUGUUACUACAUAUUUGACUCUUUGAACACGCUCUGGUUCACCACAGGCUGGUGUGCCAUCUUCUACAUCCCGUCCAUUUUCAUUGCCGUCCGGCUUGCCAAGUACUACCGCAUCAUGGAUGAGGAGGCCCCGCCCCGGACCAAGAGGCACAAGAAGGGGGCGAGGCGGGUCAACCAGGACAUGGCCAUGGAGGACUUGCCGGAUGACGGCGGCCACCACACAGGCCAUGACAACAUCCGUUUAGUAGAGAGCUUAGGGCAGGGAGGGAUGCAACCCCAGCAGAACCCGCACUACAUUCCAGAUGAUCAAGUGAUCAACGGCUAUGAUGGCUACAACAACCUGGGCCGUCCGAUGGCCCCUCCGCCCGCCUACCACCCUGCUCGUCAGGGAUCGAGCAAGGAGUUGCCACUGGCAUACCCGCACUGGGGCAGACAGCCGUCCGCUGGAUACGACCCUGAUUGGGAUAUGCCCAAGAACCGCCCCUAUGGCAUGCCCUCGGUGGACACCGACUCAUACCGAUAUGGCUACAGUCAGGACCCACUUCAGCGACAGAAUCAACAAAGUGUGGUGCGCGACAUGCGGGAAUACAACAAGAAGCCACGUGUUGCUACCUACUUGUAAAAAAUUUGGCCCAAGAGAGAGUUUUCGUCCCAACAUUGACUUGUUAACCCUGACAUAUUCCAUGUCCAUGUUCAUUAAAUAAAUACCAAUUCCACUGACCAUAUUAUCCCUUUAUUUCCAAGGGCAACUGCCAGCCUGGUUUUAGAAUGAUGGGCUGCAGUUCUUACAAAACUCCUUAAGCUUCCAAGCUUUUUUUUUUUUUACUCCAGGACAAUCGUAUCUAGUUUAAGAAAUAUGCACAAUGUGGUCAUUUUGUUGGCUUCAGAUUUUUCGUGGGCACGUGUUGAGACUUUGUCAAACUGAUAUGCACCAGCUAUCACAAAAGAACAUUUCUAGUCAGCUGAUACCAAUGGCAUCCAGAGGGCACUCACCAAUGCGUAUUUGUUACAAAAAUUUAUUGAACGGUCACAACCUUCAAUUUGUGGUGAAGCACCAAGAGUUGGAGUAAUCAACCUUUAAUAAAAAAAAAAGGUUUCUUAAAAUUUGUUUGGCCCCACAUAGAACUACAUCUCCAUUAAAACCACUUCUUCCACAGAUCAAUGUCAAAACAUGACUGUUUUGGGGAAGGCCUUCCAAAAAUUGAAUCAAAUCACUGUGCAAGUGUGGAGAAUGAUGUUAUGUGUAGUGAUAAAAUGCUGUGUGUUUCUGCAUGUUGCUUAACUCAGAAAAAAAUUGUAACAUCUCAGUACUUUCAAUGUCAUUCUUAGUAGCUAAUAUUAAAAGUUGAGUGUAUCUGUAUAUGAUAAUUAAAUGUUAUGUGUAUGAGCAGAUUGUUGUCAAGAAGAUACAGCGGAUUACAAAUGAAUAUUUGAAUCAGGGAAAUAUCCCAAACUCUUGGUUCAAAAAGUAAAAGUUACGGAGUCCUAAUCAGGACACCUUUUUUGCAGAAACAAAAACCACAGCUUUUGAACUACAACUUUUACAUUGCAUCCACAGAUUUUGUUCACCGCUCAGAUUGUAAUACUAAAAUACAAAAUGAAAUCGUUGGAAUUAACUCCUUUUAUUGUUUGUGAGUUGUGAGCCGAAGAAUGGAAAGCCAUGAACAUCAGAAGUUGCCAUAUUUCAAUAGGCCGUGUGGUUUGCCUGGUAUAUUAUUCAGCUACCAUUUAAUAAAAUUGUCAAGUUUGCUGUAGUUUAAAACUAUACUAAAUGGAAUUUAUGCUACUCAGAAAAGUAUUUGUCAUAAAGGUAUAGUGUAUCAAAGGAGUAAGAGAGAUUGUUUUAAGUGCCUGAUUACUGACAGUUUAGAAAGAAAUGACAUAGAAAUCUUGCUAUGCAGUAAAUACUGAUCUAAAAAUGAACAUGAUCUUUCUAUUAUCAACCUUGGGUGUGGCGAUUUUUUUCUCCAAUUUGUAGGAGGUAUACGUGGACACUAUUGGAAGAUAUUCUUAAUAAAUAUUCACAAUUUAUGUUUCAAUGAAAAAAAAUUUUGUUCAGUCCAACUGUUAAAAGGAUUUAACAAAGCGGAGUACAAAUCUCACUUCAAAUGUCAUUCAGUUACCUGGCAGUUUGAUCUUUACUUCAACUCAUACUGUAGACUAGUGCAGGGUUUGCAAGGAAUUGUAUUUGUGAUUUCUCGCCACAUUUAUAUCAGUUUUUUAAAACUUAAUUUUCACCCCACUUAAAUUAUUCUGGUAAAACUUUGUCUUGUGAUUUUUGUUUCAAAUCUUUGCAAUAAUACCUACUUGCUUGUGCGAA